Messenger RNA from Conger conger (European conger), 1547 nucleotides. RefSeq names its product WD repeat containing, antisense to TP73 (gene wrap73). Gene Ontology annotation, molecular function: protein binding. NCBI's taxonomy places the organism in Eukaryota, Metazoa, Chordata, Actinopteri, Anguilliformes, Congridae. The transcript is spliced from 13 exons. The coding region runs from base 173 to 1522 and encodes 449 amino acids. Gene Ontology annotation, cellular component: MWP complex; mitotic spindle; microtubule organizing center. The record is from RefSeq and is a predicted model, not a curated record. Gene Ontology annotation, biological process: protein localization to mitotic spindle pole body; mitotic sister chromatid segregation; microtubule anchoring at mitotic spindle pole body.
CAGAAGGAUUUUGAUUGGAUACAUUGUUUGGCACUCUAAGCAAGCGCGUACAGGUUUUUGAGGUUAGGAACAAACUGGCAGCUUAGGAAAGUUGCCACCGAAAAUCGAAAAUACAUGAAAUCAGUGCAGCAGCGCGUGCCAGCAGCGGGGAAAUUUACUUUUCAUCCCGAAUAUGAAUUUCUCGGAAGUCUUCAAGCACUCCAACCAACUGUGUAGAGUUUCGCCGGAUGGAAAAUAUCUGGCCACCUGUGUCCAGUACCGGCUGGUGGUGCGAGAUGUGAACACGCUCCAGAUACUGCAGCUCUACACUUGCCUGGAUCAGAUCUCUCAGAUGGAGUGGUCAUCAGAUUCUCUCUUCAUCCUCUGUGCCAUGUGCAAGAGGGGCCUCGUACAGGUGUGGUCACUGGAACAGCCAGACUGGCACUGCAAGAUCGACGAGGGGUCGGCAGGACUAGUCAGCUCACACUGGAGCCCGGAUGGACGUCACAUUCUCAACACCACAGAGUUUCAUCUGAGGGUCACUGUCUGGUCCCUGUGCACCAAGUCUGUGUCCUACAUCAAGUACCCCAAGGCCUGUCAGAAGGGGGUGGACUUCAGCAGAGACGGCCGCUACAUGGCCCUGGCGGAGCGCCGCGACUGCAAGGACUACGUCAGCCUGUUCGUGUGUGAGGACUGGCAGCUGCUGCGGCACUUUGAGACAGAGACCCAGGACCUGAGCGGGGUGGAAUGGUCUCCCAAUGGCUGUGUGCUGGCUGUGUGGGACACCUGUCUGGAUUACAAGGUGCUGUUGUACUCCCUGGACGGACGUCUGCUGUCGACCUACAGCGCGUACGAGUGGUCGCUGGGCGUGAAGGCCCUCACCUGGAGCCCCAGCAGCCAGUUCCUGGCCAUCGGCAGCUACGACGGAAAGGUACGCAUCCUGAACCACGUCACCUGGAAGAAGAUCACUGAGUUUGGGCAUCCUGCCACCAUCAACAACUCUAAAGCAGUUGUUUACAAGGAGGUGGAGAAGCGGCCAGUGCUGGCCAGCAAUGAGUUAUCCAUCCAUCAGCAGCUGACCAUGGGUAGCACCCUCUUCUGCACGCAGAGCAAGUAUGAGAUCUGUGAACUGCCUGUCCAGAUUCCCGUGGUUAAGCCGGACCCUGAUCGAGCGAACCCAAAAAUCGGGGUCUCCUCUAUGGCUUUCAGUCCUGAUAACCGAUACCUGUCAACCAAGAAUGACAACAUGCCCACCAGCGUGUGGGUGUGGGACAUGCAGAAGCUGCGUCUGCUGGCCGUGCUGGAGCAGGUGGCCCCCGUGCGCUGCUUCCAGUGGGACCCCCGCCGGCCACGCCUGGCCCUCUGCACCGGCAACGGCAAGGUCUACCUGUGGUCCCCGGCCGGGUGCGUCUCUGUGCAGGUGCCUGUGGAAGGCCAGUUCCAGGUCCUGUCGCUGAGCUGGCACUGCAGCGGGAACUGCCUCAUCCUGAUGGGCAAAGACCAGCUGUGUCUCUGCUACCUGGAGACGGAGACGGAGAAGUGAGCGGAGCCGCGGGCUAAAGCUAGCG